AUGAGGGUUGUGCGAAUUGCAAAUUUUGCGCCUCUAUCGCUCUCGCGAUCAACACCGAGCAUCUGCACUGCAUCGAGACCAGACCCGAAGGCACUGACUGCACCUGCGUCGCAACUGCACACUCUACUAUCUGAUACACCUGCAGCACGGCGCAACCUUCAGCUCAGCACCCUAUUUACAUCAACCUCGCGAAUCAUGGCGGACGAGAAGAGUGGAAAGCAAGCUACCUUGGGGUAUGUAAAGGAUGGACAGCAGACCAUCGGAAGAUUCUUCGGUUCAAAUGCCAAUCAGGCGCCGAAGAAGCAGACUACGUUGGCAUUUGGCGGAAAGCGACAGCGCGCAAGCAGUGAUGUCCCAGAUGCGGACACAAAAGAUGCCAAAGUCGAUGUGAAGACGGAAACGGAACCCACCGAGUCAACCCCAGCCGCUGUAUCCAAUGGCGCAUCUCCUACAAAAGGCAUGAAGCGGGAAAAGAGUGCCGAGGCCGAAGAAAGCGACGGAUCAGACAUUCAGCCCGUUUCUAAGCGUCGCAAGAGGGCGUCAAAUACCUCAUCACCAGCCGCAAAGAAGGCAACACCAUCCCCUAAAAAGCCUAAGACGACAAAGCCCAAGGUUGAAUCGCCAUCGCCUAAACCAAUUGCGAAGAAAGCUGUGGAGGCAGAGCCGGAGGAGGAAUCCUCAUCAGCUGAGAAAGAAGAGGAGCCGUCAGAAAGCGAAGAGGAAGAGGACCUUGAACCGGAACUCAAGAAGAAGUCCAUCGAAAAAUUCCAGGCCAAAUUACAAGGUAGCGGCAAAGAUCCUUAUCCGGAUUGGAAGGCAGGCGAUGCUGUGCCCUAUGCUGCGCUAUGCACUACCUUCUCUUUGGUUGAAAUGACCAGGAAGCGCCUGGAAAUCACCGAUCACUGUUCACUCUUCCUUCGACAAGUUCUUCGCCUUACUCCAGACGACUUCCUGCCGACUGUUCAACUCAUGAUCAACAAGUUGGCCGCCGACUAUGCCGGAAUUGAACUGGGCAUUGGAGAGUCCCUGAUCAUGAAGGCCAUUGGCGAGUGUACUGGUCGCAGCCUUGCUAUCAUCAAAGCCGAUCAAAGAGAAAUCGGAGACUUGGGACUUGUAGCUGCCAAGAGCAGAUCAAACCAACCGACGAUGUUCAAGCCGAAGGCUCUAACUGUUCGUGGUGUGCAUGCAGGUCUGCUGGGAAUCGCCCAGGUACAGGGUCAUGGGUCCCAAGACAAAAAGAUUUCAGGAAUCAAGAAGCUCCUAUCUGCAGCGGACGCUGACGCCGCUGGCAAGGGUAGCAAGGGAAUUGACAUCACCAAGGACAAGGGUGGCCCAAGUGAGGCCAAGUACAUUGUCCGCUUUUUGGAGGGCAAACUCAGAUUGGGACUUGCUGAAAAGACGGUUCUUGUUGCUGUCUCCAGAGCCAUUCAAGCCCACGAAGCUGAAACAAGCGGUAGCAAGAUGCCGACGACGGAGCAGAUGGUUGCAGGCGAAAAUAUUUUCAAGUCUGUAUACAGCGAGCUGCCUGCUUACGAGGUCAUCAUCCCUGCUAUGCUCAAGCACGGCCUCUCCAAGCUACCGGAGGUUUGCAAACUCCAGCCUGGAAUCCCGUUGAAGCCUAUGCUUGCCAAGCCAACCAAGUCUAUUACCGAAGUUCUUGAUCGCUUCGAAGGAAAGGAGUUUACAUGCGAGUACAAAUAUGAUGGAGAAAGAGCCCAGAUCCAUUUUGUCUCGCCAGAUUCAAUCGAUCAAUAUCCUGGAGCACAGGCCACAUUGCAGAAGGAUAGCAAGGGACUGUCCUCCAUUUUCUCUCGAAACUCCGAGGAUCUUUCAAAGAAAUAUCCCGACGUUCUGGGAAAGCUUGACACCUGGGUCAAGGAUGACGUGAAGAGCUUUGUUCUCGACUGCGAGACGGUUGCAUGGGACACAGAGAACAAGAAGGUUCUUCCCUUCCAGCAGCUGAUGACACGCAAGCGUAAAGAUGUCAAGGCCGAGGACGUCAAGGUCAAGGUUUGUGUGUACGCCUUCGAUUUACUGUUCUUUAAUGGAGAGCCAUGUGUGAAGAAGUCUCUCCGGGAGCGUCGAGAACUUAUGCACGAAUGUUUCAAGCCCGUCGAAGGCGAGUUCCAGUUUGCCCAAUACGGCAACUCGAACGUUCUCGACGAGAUCCAGGAGUUGCUCGAGGCAAGUGUCAAAGCUUCCUGUGAGGGCCUCAUGGUCAAAAUGCUGGACACCGACGAGAGUGGUUAUGAGCCUAGCAAGCGUAGUCGCAACUGGCUGAAGGUCAAAAAAGAUUAUCUUGCUGGUGUCGGUGACUCUCUCGACCUGGUUGUUCUGGGUGCGUACUACGGACGUGGUAAACGUACCUCCGUCUAUGGUGCCUUCCUCCUGGCUGCCUACAAUCCCAACAAUGAUACUUAUGAGACCAUCUGUAACAUCGGCACUGGUUUCUCCGAGGCGGUCCUCGAGGAGCUCCACAAGACAUUGGUUCCCCUGGUGAUCGACCGCCCCAAGCCUUUCUAUACCCACUCGACUGUUCCCAAGGACCAACCCGAUGUUUGGUUCGAACCGAGACUGGUAUGGGAGGUCAAAACAGCCGAUCUGACCCUCAGUCCUCGCUAUCAAGCCGCCGCCGAUGAGUUCCAAGGAACAAGCGAUGGUGGAAAGGGUGUCUCAUUGCGUUUCCCUCGGUAUAUCAAAUCUCGUGAUGACAAGAAGCCAGACGAGGCCACUACCACACGGGCGGUGGCUGAGAUGUACCGGAAGCAAGAAGCAGUCACCAAAGAAAGUUCCGGUAAAGGUGGUGUGGAUGAUGAUUUUGAAUAUUGA
Messenger RNA from Penicillium olsonii, 2829 nucleotides. The record is from the annotation of a GenBank genome assembly. Lineage: Eukaryota; Fungi; Ascomycota; Eurotiomycetes; Eurotiales; Aspergillaceae.